This is a messenger RNA of Nicotiana tabacum (common tobacco), 804 nucleotides long. The record is from RefSeq and is a predicted model, not a curated record. Lineage: Eukaryota; Viridiplantae; Streptophyta; Magnoliopsida; Solanales; Solanaceae.
AUGAGUGAUGAACCUGUAGAAGUGGUAGCUAUGGGUAAGAAGAGUCGUUGUCCCGAUCAUAUACCCGCACUGAAAGCAAUUAAGAAAAUAAAAAGGAGCACAUUCAUUGUUGCCGAUAUAGAGGCUGCUCUCUACGACGAUGUUCAUGUUCCUUGCGUAGUGGGGUUCUUAGUGGUUAAGCCGGGUGAAGAUCUUGCUUCCAAGUCUGAAUAUUAUAUUGAAACAUAUUUCAGUGAAGAUAACGAUUUCUCAAUAUCAGAUUUCAAAAAACGAAGUGAACGUAUGAUGCUCGACUUUAUAGAGCAUUUAGCGGCUGUGAUCGGCAAGUACUCCUUCCAAACGGUGAUGAGGAAGCAUAAAAUGUACGAGUUAAAAGUCUAUCGUGGAAAUGAAAAAAAGAAAUUAUUGUUCCGUAUAAGGGAUUCCUACCUUCUCCUUCCCGCUGCGCUAAAUAACUUGGCCCAGGAUUUAUGCCCGAAAUUAGGUUCUAAAGGCACCAUUCCCUAUGAGAAAUUACGAAUUGAGUAUCUUCCGGAGAUAGGUCAACAAUUGUUGGCUUAUCUGAAACAAGAUAUUCGUCUCUUAGGUGGCGUUAUGCUGAAGGCACAAGAGAUUUAUUGGAAUCUGUACAAAAUAGACAUCGUUGAUACAAUAACGUUGUCAUCGCUAGCUCUAUCAAUCUUUCGUAUGCACUAUUACGACCCAAAGAGUUGGCCCAUCCAUAUACCAACUCGAAACCAAGAACGCUUCAUUCGGCGUGGUUAUUAUGGAGGACAUGCCGAUGUCUAUAAGCCCUAUGGUUAA